AUGCUCGCUCGGUGCUUGUUGUGGCGUCGCCUUCCUCCGCACCGUCCCUCGCUGCUGCUGCUGCUGCUGGAGUUAGCUGGGAACCGGAGGCGGCUCUAUCUGUCGUGACAGUCCCUUCUCCUCAACUUUUCCGGGUUUAGGUUGUGCCUGAAGGACGGAGAAAGGGUUUUGUCUGUGUGUUCGAUGCAUGGGAGUGCCCUGGGAGCGGCGAAGGGAGAAGACAGCGCUGGUGGUCCUGACUGUCCAGCAGGAUGAGUGAGGCGGACGGUCAAUUCUACAGCGUUCAGGUGGGGGACUCCACCUUCACUGUGCUCAAGCGCUACGAACAGCUCCGCGCCAUCGGCUCUGGGGCUCAGGGCAUUGUAUGCUCGGCUCUAGACACAGACCUGGGCAUACCGGUGGCAGUGAAGAAGCUGUGCCGGCCUUUCCAGAACCAGACCCAUGCCAAGCGAGCCUACAGGGAGCUGGUGCUGCUCAAAUGUGUCAAUCACAAAAAUAUCAUCCGUCUGAUCAAUGUGUUCACGCCUCAGAAGUCCCUGGAGGAAUUCCAGGACCUGUAUCUUGUGAUGGAGUUGAUGGAUGCCAGUCUCUGCCAGGUGAUCCACAUGGACCUGGACCAUGAGAGAAUGUCCUACCUACUCUACCAGAUCCUGUGUGGCAUCAGGCACCUACACUCUGCCGGCAUCAUCCACAGGGACCUGAAGCCCAGUAACAUUGUGGUGAAGUCGGAUUGCACUUUAAAGAUCCUGGACUUCGGCCUGGCUCGGACGGCCUGCACUAACUUCAUGAUGACCCCCUACGUGGUGACCAGAUACUACCGCGCCCCAGAGGUCAUACUGGGCAUGAAGUAUAAGGAGAAUGUGGACAUCUGGUCAGUGGGGUGCAUCAUGGGAGAGAUGGUAAAGGGCAGCGUCAUCUUCCAGGGCACGGAUCACAUCGACCAGUGGAAUAAGGUGAUCGAGGUUCUGGGCACGCCCACUCUGGAGUUUAUGAACCGGCUGAUGGAGACUGUGAGGAACUAUGUGAUGAACAAGCCGCAGUAUCCUGGAGUCAGCUUUGACGAGCUUUUCCCAGACUGGGCCUUUCCCUCUGACUCAGAACAUGAUAAAAUAAAGACAGGUCAAGCACGGGACCUGCUGUCCAAAAUGCUGGUCGUUGAUCCUGAAUGCCGCAUCUCUGUAGAAGAAGCCCUCAAUCACCCAUACAUCCACGUGUGGUACGACCCUGGAGAGGCGGACGCGCCUCCUCCCCAGAUUUCAGAUAAGCAGCUGGAAGAGAGAGAGCACUCCAUUGAGCAAUGGAAAGAACUCAUUUAUGAAGAGGUGAUAGAUUGGGAAGAGAGGAACAAGAAUGGACUGAUGAAAGAAGACUGCUCAGAUGUGGUGUCUGGGUCAGCCUCCCAGUCUUCAUCAGCCAAUGACAUCUCGUCCAUGUCCACUGAGCACACCCUGGCCUCGGACACAGACAGCAGCAGCAUCGACACACUGACAGGAGCGCUGGACGAGAGUCAGUGAACACAGCCCAUGGCCUCAGUCCUCCCAUUUACAAUGUCCAAAUAUCAAUCAACCUUCAUUUCUUCUCUUUACUCCCUCUUUAUUUUCCUUCUUUCUUUUUCCUCUGUAACCUCAAAGAAUAGGUCUAUUUUUCUAUUUUCUUUCUGUGUGUGUCACUUAGUGGAUCUUGUUCAAUAUCAAACUUUGUUUUGAACUGCUGCCUGGAGGUCAAAGUCUGUCUAUUUGUUCGGAAUAGAGAGCUUUAUAUUCUAUCUCUUGGGUCAAAGGUUUCUCUUCUUUGUGGAUAUUGUUCACCUUCUUCAAAUAUAAAUGAUGUUUGCAUCCAGAUUGAUUUUCAGGUUCCCAGGAGUAGGUGGGAGAUCGUUGUCUGUUCUGUAUGCCUGUAUUUUAAUAGUUUUAUUUUUUUAGCAAAUAUAACAUUGAGACCAGAGGUUAUCGAAUUAGAGCAUAGACGCACUGAACAUAGACCACAGCUGCCAGCGGCUCACAUGCAUGUUAAGCCUAUAUGAACAAAAGCUUACCGUAAGUCGAUCGAACCAACCAUUUAAAGUCCAUCUGAUGAUCAAACACUCAUCCAGAGUUGUAUCGAUCCUAAAGCUAGCUCGCAGUGCUCUCCACAGCGGUGCUUUCUACACUGUGUUUUUAAGUAAUUGCCUUGAGUGGUGUGGAUUUUGAGCUCUUCCUCCUGACAGCGAGGCAAAGCUGUGAUUGCAGUGUUACAUUUUUAUUUCCUGAUAUUAUGUUCUCUAUGUAAAGAUGUCACGCUGUGGCGCUCAUAUAGUGGCUGUAAACCGUGUCAUUAUUAAUAGGUAAGGUAUGCUCUUCUGUUACGAAUAUAAGCUAUACUAUAUAUUGCACCCCCAUUGGACAAAAGGUACAGACUUACAGUGUGUAUAUCAAAAUCCUGAUCUUGUAAAUUUAGGAAAGGUAAAGACACAUGUUGUAUUUAUUUUUUGUGUUCUUGCAAAAUUUUGCACACACUCACGUCGAGGCCCCGUGUAAAAUCAGCCUCUUGUCGAAACAUUUAAUUGAAAAAUCAAAGCAUCGGCUGCUCCUUUUCUAGACCAUUCCAUCAGUACUGGAGCACAAAACUCAUCCUGAAUCAGACUCCAUGUAGAACACCAGUAGGCAGUAAAACACAAAUAAUGGUGUUUAACUUGCAUGAAGGCAUUAGAGAUGCCAAUAAGAUACCGUAGUUCUUGUUAUAAAGAAAUAAUCUGUUCAUUUAUUUUACUUACAGUACCUCGAUGUUCUCAAUGCCUGUUUGAUGCAGAUGUUGUAUUUUUUUUUGUUGCCUUGUAAGCGUGUGUGUGUUAUUAAAAUGUACUGCAAUUCUCUCCUU
This is a messenger RNA of Eleginops maclovinus (Patagonian blennie), 2856 nucleotides long. It is a transcript of the gene mapk9, whose product is annotated as mitogen-activated protein kinase 9. Gene Ontology annotation, molecular function: JUN kinase activity; ATP binding. The coding region runs from base 252 to 1514 and encodes 420 amino acids. The transcript has 12 exons. NCBI's taxonomy places the organism in Eukaryota, Metazoa, Chordata, Actinopteri, Perciformes, Eleginopidae. Gene Ontology annotation, cellular component: nucleus; cytoplasm. The record is from RefSeq and is a predicted model, not a curated record. Gene Ontology annotation, biological process: protein phosphorylation; JNK cascade.